Molecule: messenger RNA, 3705 nt
Organism: Neoarthrinium moseri
Lineage: Eukaryota; Fungi; Ascomycota; Sordariomycetes; Amphisphaeriales; Apiosporaceae
Exons: 5
Coding region: 1-3705 (1234 amino acids)
Biological process (GO): L-citrulline biosynthetic process; UTP biosynthetic process; 'de novo' pyrimidine nucleobase biosynthetic process
Cellular component (GO): cytosol; cytoplasm
Molecular function (GO): dihydroorotase activity; metal ion binding; aspartate carbamoyltransferase activity
Source: RefSeq, a predicted model, not a curated record
AUGCCGACCGCCCUUGAGGCUUUCACCAACCUUUUAACCCGAUACCCUCCUCCUGUGCUCAUCCAACACGGUCAAUUGACUUCCAGCAAGGGGCGCCACUUCCUGACCACAGGUCCCGCGAGAGGUUCCCAGCUUCACCGUCCCGGAGACAGCAAGCUCCUGGCAGCUCCCCUCUACCUCAACCUCCAGGUAGCUAUGGCCUUCUCCACCAGGCUCGCCCAUCGAGCCCCGGCCGUGAUCCGCCAUGGACGACGACUGCCUACCGCCCUGCCCCGACGGCAAUUGACCACCGCCCCGGCCCCGGCUGCCGCCUACUCGAAGCUGAUCUCGGCCACCAGGGCCUCGCAGUACAACCAGCGCAGGAACUUCACAGCCUCGGCCGCCUGCUGCAGCGGCCUCGCCCAGGAGGCCCCCAACCCCAAGGCUUACCUCGAGAGCGGCGUCAUCAAGCCCAAGGACAUUGUAGAUGUCAAGAAGGUCCUGGUCAUCGGCAGUGGUGGCCUGGCCAUUGGCCAGGCCGGAGAGUUUGACUAUUCAGGCUCCCAGGCUCUGAAGGCUCUCAAGGAGGCUGGCGUUGCCUCUGUGCUUAUCAACCCCAACAUUGCUACCAUCCAGACCGCCCACGUGCUCGCCGACGAGGUCUACUAUCUCCCAGUCACCCCCGAGUACGUUACGUACGUUAUCGAGAGGGAACGACCCGAUGGAAUCUUCCUGUCGUUUGGUGGACAGACUGCGCUGAACCUGGGUGUGCAGAUGCAGCGCAUGGGUCUGUUCGAGCGCUAUGGUGUCAAGGUCCUUGGUACCAGCGUUCACACCCUGGAGCUCAGUGAGGACCGAGACCUCUUCGCCAAGGCCCUGAACGAGAUCAACAUCCCCAUUGCCAACUCGAUUGCCGUCGAGUCCAUCGAGGAUGCUCUGGACGCCGCUGACAAGGUCGGCUAUCCCAUCAUUGUCCGUGCCGCCUAUGCCCUGGGUGGUCUGGGAUCUGGUUUCGCCAACAACAAGGAGGAGCUCCGCAACAUGGCUGCUCGGUCUCUCACGCUUUCGCCGCAGAUCCUGGUCGAGAAGUCAUUGAAGGGCUGGAAGGAGGUCGAGUACGAGGUCGUCCGUGACGCCAACGACAACUGCAUCACCGUCUGCAACAUGGAGAACUUCGACCCCCUGGGCACCCACACCGGUGAUUCCAUUGUCGUUGCGCCCAGUCAGACUCUGAGCGACGAGGAGUACCACAUGCUCCGGUCGGCUGCCAUCAAGAUCGUCCGCCAUCUUGGUGUUGUUGGCGAGUGUAACGUUCAGUACGCCCUGCAGCCCGACGGCCUCGACUACCGUGUCAUUGAGGUCAAUGCCCGUCUUUCUCGAUCCUCGGCUCUUGCCUCCAAGGCCACCGGUUACCCCCUGGCUUACACCGCUGCCAAGAUCGGUCUCGGACACAGUCUGCCUGAGCUGCCCAACGCUGUCACCCGCACAACCACUGCCAACUUCGAGCCUUCGCUGGACUACAUCGUCACCAAGAUUCCCCGAUGGGAUCUGGCCAAGUUCCAACACGUCAAGCGUGAUAUUGGCAGUGCUAUGAAGUCUGUUGGUGAGGUUAUGGCUAUCGGCCGAACCUUUGAGGAGUCCUUCCAGAAGGCCAUCCGUCAGGUCGACCCAAAGUUCGUCGGAUUCCAGGGAGACAAGUUUGAGGACCUCGACGAAGUGCUCGCGAACCCCACUGACCGCCGGUGGUUGGCUGUUGGUCAGGCCAUGCUCCACGAGGGCUACUCGGUCGACCGUGUGCAUGAGCUCUCCAAGAUCGACAAGUGGUUCUUGUACAAGCUCCAGAACAUUGUGGACUGCACCCGCGAGAUGGAGGCCGUUGGUAGCCUCGAGAACCUCAAGCGUGACCUUGUUCUCAAGGCCAAGAAGAUGGGUUUCUCUGAUAAGCAGAUCGCCAUGGCUGUCAAGAGCGACGAGGACUCGGUCCGUGCCCACCGACAGGCUAUGGGAAUUCGCCCCUGGGUGAAGAAGAUCGAUACCUUGGCUGCCGAGUUCCCAGCUGACACCAACUACUUGUACACUACUUACAACGCCAGCACCCACGAUGUCACAUUCGAUGAUAAGGGUACCAUCGUAUUGGGAAGCGGUGUUUACAGAAUUGGUAGCUCUGUCGAGUUUGACUGGUGCGGUGUCAGCACUUCUCUGGCCUUGCGUAAGCAGAACAUGAAGACCGUUAUGAUCAACUACAACCCAGAGACCAUGAGCACUGACUUCGACUAUGCCGACAAACUGUACUUUGAGGAGUUGAGCUACGAGCGUGUCAUGGAUAUCUAUGAGCUCGAGAACGCCUCCGGUGUCGUUGUAUCUGUCGGUGGCCAGCUGCCUCAGAACAUAGCGCUUAAAUUGCAGGAGACAGGCAAGGCAAACGUUCUGGGCACCGACCCAAAGGACAUUGACAAGGCCGAGGACCGACAGAAGUUCUCUGGGAUUCUCGACAGUAUCGGCGUUGAUCAGCCCGCUUGGAAUGAACUGACCUCUGUCGCUGAGGCUGAGAAGUUCUGCCAAGAUGUUGGCUACCCUGUGCUUGUCCGACCCAGCUACGUCCUUUCUGGUGCCGCCAUGACGGUAAUCCGCAGCCACGAGGACCUCAAGGAGAAGCUGGAGGCCGCCAGCAGUGUCUCGCCCGACCACCCUGUGGUCAUCACCAAGUUCAUCGAGGGUGCGCAGGAGAUCGAUGUUGACGGUGUUGCCUCCAAGGGAGAGCUCAUCGUGCACGCCGUCAGUGAGCACGUGGAGCAGGCCGGUGUCCACUCCGGUGAUGCUACCCUGGUUCUGCCCCCUACCAAGCAGGAUGAGAGAACCAUGGAGCGCCUCAAGGAGAUCGCCCAAAAGGUCGCCAAGGCCUGGAGCAUCACUGGACCCUUCAACAUGCAAAUCAUCAAGGCUGACAACCCCGAGGGAGGCGAGCCUCUGCUGAAGGUCAUUGAGUGCAACCUGCGUGCUUCCCGAUCUUUCCCCUUCGUCUCCAAGGUCCUCGGCACCAACUUCAUCGAUGUUGCCACCAAGGCCCUCGUCGGAAAGGAUGUCCCCGACCCUACUGAUCUCAUGGCUGUCAAGCGUGACUACCUCGCUGUCAAGGUUCCUCAGUUCUCAUGGACUCGUCUUGCCGGUGCUGACCCCUUCCUUGGUGUCGAGAUGGCCAGCACGGGUGAAAUGGCUUGCUUCGGCAAGGACCUCGUCGAGGCCUACUGGACUUCUCUGCAGUCCGCCAUGAACUUCCGUGUCCCCGAGCCCGGUGAGGGUAUCCUCUUCGGUGGUGAGGUCUCCAAGCCCUGGUUGACCCAGAUCGCCGACUACCUGGCCCCUCUCGGCUACAAGUUCUACGCCGCCGGCAACGACGUCAAGGAGUUCCUCGAGUCGUCGACCAAGGACAAGGUCAAGGUCGAGGUUAUCGAGUUCCCCAAGGAGGACAAGCGCGCCCUGCGCGAAGUCUUCCAGAAGUACGACAUCCGCGGUGUCUUCAACCUGGCCCUGGAGCGUGCCAGGACCACCACUGACGUCGACUACGUCAUGCGACGAAACGCCGUCGACUUCGGUGUUCCGUUGUUCAUGGAGCCUCAGACCGCCAUGCUCUUCGCUCAGUGCAUGAGCGAGAAGCUCCCCCGCAACGAGGGUAUCCCCUCCGAGGUCCGCCGGUGGUCCGACUUUAUCGGCGGCAAGCCGUUGUAA